This is a messenger RNA of Cataglyphis hispanica, 1541 nucleotides long. RefSeq names its product histone-lysine N-trimethyltransferase SMYD5 (gene Smyd5). Lineage: Eukaryota; Metazoa; Arthropoda; Insecta; Hymenoptera; Formicidae. The record is from RefSeq and is a predicted model, not a curated record. Gene Ontology annotation, molecular function: protein binding; histone H4K20 methyltransferase activity. The coding region runs from base 197 to 1354 and encodes 385 amino acids. The transcript is spliced from 5 exons.
AUGCGAGAAAAUGUGAGAAAUUUUGUUCGUUUUUUUCUCCUCGAUUAGAAAGUUGAUUUGACUCCGGUGGUACAUUCGUGACAGCCUUUACGAGGCGAUCAUUGACAUGUGUGUUCAUGUGGGUUAGGUUUUAAAUUUCGGUGAUUUUUUUUUAUUAAAGUUUUCUCGAUCGCCGAUGUGUAAUUGAUUAACAAUUAUGGAAAAUAACGAGUUUUUCAUCAAAAUAGUGAACAAUGAAAAGGGUAAAGGACUGUUCUCGAAUCGUGCAUUCAAGGAGGGAGAUAUUAUACUUACAGAGAAACCAAUAGUCUGUUGUCAAUUUUCAUGGAACUCCGACUAUGGAUAUUUAGCAUGUGAUCAUUGUCUGAGACCCUUAGAAAGUGCUCAGGAAAAUGCUCAGAGAUUAACGGGAAAUCCAAACUUACUUCUACCAUAUAGCGAAUGUUGCGAGACGAACAAAAAUUUAAUGACCGAAUGUCCUGCUUGUGGAGUAAAGUAUUGUAGUACAGAAUGUCAGACUGAAGCAUUUCAAAGAUAUCACAGCAUAUUAUGCUUGCAAUCAAGAAUGAAGGAUGAAAGCCAUUCUCUUACACAAUUGAAUGAAACAUGGAAACAAAUGCAUUAUCCACCAGAAACUGCAACAAUCAUGUUGCUGGCUAGAAUGGUUGCCUUAGUUAAUCAAGCAAACAACAAGCAGGAAGUUUUAUCAAUCUUUUCACAGUUUUGUCAUCGUACUACAAACGACACACAUGAAAUUGCACACAAUUUGUUAGGAGAGAAAUUUGUAGGUCAGAUUGACGUCCUUCGACAAAUGAUGCAGACAGCCCUUAAUACCGAAUACACUUCACAUUGGUUUACCCCAGAUGGCUUUAGAAGUUUAUUAGCUUUAGUAGGAACAAAUGGCCAAGGUAUUGGUACCAGUGCAUUUAGCCGCUGGGUGAAGAAUGUUUCUGCAUUAGAUAUGCCUAAGGAUGAAAGAAUUUACAUUGACAAACUGAUAGAUAGAAUCUAUGAUGACAUGGAGGAAGUGGUAGGUUCGUUUUUAAAUAAUGAAGGAUCUGGUCUUUAUAUUCUACAAUCAUCAGUCAAUCAUAGCUGUGCACCAAAUGCAAUUGCUGAGUUUCCUCAUUCGAAUAGUACUUUAGUAUUAAAAGCAAUACGCGAUAUACAAGUCGGUGAGGAAAUUUGUACAAGUUAUCUUGAUGAAUGUGAACUCGAAAGAAGUAGAUAUUCCAGACAAAAGGCAUUAAGUUCCUUGUAUUUGUUUGUUUGUCACUGUGACAAAUGCCAAGCACAAAUUAAUGAUCCUAAUAUAACAUCUGAUGAAGAAGUGGACGAUGAUGUAUCUAGUUGAACAGAUGCAGAGAGAGGGAAUAAUGAUAUAAUUAUAUUAAUAAUAUACAAUGUUAGAUAUAUAUUGAAUAUAUCUAAUAUAUCUAACCUACUACAAAAAAAAAUAUUCACAUAAUUAUAUAACAAUAAUAUAUUGUUAAGAUUACUUGGAUAUCAUGUAUAACACACCAAGUGAGCAUUAUUAAAUC